Messenger RNA from Monoraphidium neglectum, 981 nucleotides. RefSeq lists its product as hypothetical. Bases 1 to 981 code for a protein of 326 amino acids. The record is from RefSeq and is a predicted model, not a curated record. The transcript is spliced from 6 exons. NCBI's taxonomy places the organism in Eukaryota, Viridiplantae, Chlorophyta, Chlorophyceae, Sphaeropleales, Selenastraceae.
AUGGCUGCUGCCAUACAACGGGCCGUGGGAUGGCAUGUGUCGGUGCUGCUCCCGCAGCUGCUGCUGCUCCUGCUGCUGCCAGCCAGCCAUCUCGCGCAAGGCGCCACCGUCAAAAGCCGGCAGUGCGCGUGGGACAGCCUCGCGCAGUCCUGCGAUGUGCAUCCGCUGUUCAUCGCCGCGGCGGUCACGCGGCCGAAGCGCAACGACGCCCUGGCCGCGUCGCUCGUCAAGUCUGUUGGCGCCGACGCAGCCUGCAGCCUCUUCACGUCGGAGGCCAAGUGCAACGCUAGGAGCAAGACCGUCCACUGCGCAUGGUCGGACUUUUCGGUGCCUUCAUGCCGGCUCACAAGCGGCAAGCUGUUGAUGGACGCGGCCGCCGCAGCCGCCUGCCCCGGCACCAUGGCCGUCAAGCAACUGCCGUGCGCGAAGGAGGAGAAAAAGGCGGCGUGCAAGGCCGUAGAGAACGGCAAGUGCAGGUGGCUGCCGCCCACCAGGGAGGAGAAGGAGGCCGACCCCGACGCCAUCGGCGCGUGCGUCCACAAAAGCAUCGCAGUCAAGAGCAAGGACGAGCGCGACGAGGCGCUCUUUCAGUUUCGGGAGUACGAAGCCGAGGCCUGGGGCACUUGCCCCCUUGCCCAGGCCUACGUAAAGAUCGCCAAAGCCAUCAAUUCAGAGCCCCUCCUGGAGGCGAUCAGCAAGCACAAGGUCGCCGGCGCGAUCCGCCACUGCCACAGGAACCCCGGCGUCGCGGCCUGCCAGACGGCGGAGGGGCGCGUGGUGCUCAGUGAUAAGAUCAUCCGCGCCAUGCGGGCAGGCAACUUCUCGAAGCUGCCCCGGAAGGCCAAGCCGGACUUUGAGUCGAAGUAUGUGGUUGCCGCACCCGAGCCCGUGUUUGUGCCCCAGGCCCAGCCCGCGGCCGCGGCGGCGGCGGCGGUGCCGGCGGCGGGCGCCGCGCCGGUGGUGCUGCCCACGCCGCCGUGA